This is a messenger RNA of Malassezia vespertilionis, 2187 nucleotides long. Its product is annotated as homoaconitate hydratase. The transcript has a single exon. The record is from RefSeq and is a predicted model, not a curated record. Gene Ontology annotation, biological process: L-lysine biosynthetic process. Gene Ontology annotation, molecular function: 4 iron, 4 sulfur cluster binding; homoaconitate hydratase activity. NCBI's taxonomy places the organism in Eukaryota, Fungi, Basidiomycota, Malasseziomycetes, Malasseziales, Malasseziaceae. The coding region runs from base 1 to 2187 and encodes 728 amino acids.
AUGCUCCAGGCGAUGCUCGUUGGGCGAGGCGCGCUGCGUGCGAGAAUGACGCGGCAGACACGUAUGCUUGCGACGGCCUCUGGUGGUACGCCGCAGUCUUACAUUGAGAAAGUUGUGCAGAAAUACGCAGUAGAUUGGGACCCGAGUGUGCGGGUCAAGUCGGGCGACUAUGUGUCCAUCCAGCCACAGACGGUGAUGACGCACGACAACACUGGGCCUGUCAUUUCCAAGUUCCGAUCGAUUGGUGCCACGCAAAUCCGCAACCCCGAUCAGGUAGUCUUCACGCUCGAUCACGACGUGCAGAACAAGUCGGACAAGAAUUUGGAGAAAUACAGCCGCAUCGAGGCGUUUGCGCGCGAAAAAGGCAUCGACUUUUAUCCGGCGGGCCGUGGAAUUGGCCAUCAGGUGCUUGUUGAGGAGGGUUACGCGUUUCCGCAGUCGCUUGUCGUUGCAUCCGACAGUCAUUCGAACAUGUAUGGCGGCGUCGGCGCUGUUGGGACGCCCAUCGUGCGUACGGACGCAGCGGCGAUCUGGGCUACGGGUAAGACAUGGUGGCAGAUUCCCCCCAUGGUCAAGGUCGAGCUCACUGGUGCACUCCGCCAUGGAGUGACGGGCAAAGACGUCAUUGUGGCAUUGUGUGGCUACUUUAACAAAGACGAGGUGCUCAACUCCGCGAUCGAGUUUGUCGGCAAUGGCGUCAAAGAGCUCGGUGUUGACGACCGCCUUUCCAUCAGCAACAUGACCACGGAAUGGGGCGCACUUGCGGGUGUAUUCCCCGUGGACGACACAACUUUGGCAUGGUACGAGCAGCUGCUUCGCCGCAUGGACCGUCUCAGCUUCCAAGUCGGCUCUUCCCCACGCCCUUCCGAUACCCACGCGAGGCUCAACUGGAAGCGCUUGGAGGAAUUGGAGGCGGACCGGUUUGCUGCCGAUCCAGGCGCCCAGUAUACCAAACACCUCCAGUUCGAUCUCUCGACUCUCUCGCCGCACGUCUCUGGGCCGAACAGUGUCAAGGUCUCCACGCCCCUCUCUGAGCUUGAGCAGCAGAAUAUCCAGAUCAACAAGGCGUACCUCGUCUCCUGUGUCAACUCACGUGCGUCCGACAUUGCGUCUGCAGCGUCGGUGCUGCGCGGCCGCAAAGUUGCGCCCGGCGUUGAGUUUUACCUAGGCGCCGCGUCGAGCAUUGCACAACGCGAGGCCGAGCAGUCCGGCGAUUGGGAUGCGCUUAUUGCUGCCGGCGCACACCCUUUGCCCGCAGGUUGUGGCCCUUGUAUCGGGCUUGGCGUGGGUCUCCUAGAAGACGGCGAGGUGGGCAUUUCCGCAACAAACCGCAACUACAAGGGCCGCAUGGGCAGCCCGAACGCGCUCGCAUACCUCGCGUCGCCUGCCGUUGUCGCAGCCAGUGCCGCACGAGGCAGUAUAUGCUCGCCGGAUAACCUAGAGUCCCCUACGGGGCCCGCGCAUCCCUCGCUGCGCAUCGUCGAGACGCCCCAAGCAAGCAAACCGGCGGCGAGCGAAGCGCCCGCGGCGCCUGCCGCUGCGUUGGAUCCCAUGUUUCCAGCAUCCUUUUGUGGCCCGGUCAUUUUUGCACCGCAGGACAACUUGAACACGGAUGCGCUGUACCCUGGAAAGUAUACGUACCAGGACGACAUCACCCCCGAGAGGCAGGCUGAAGUGGUGAUGGAGAACUAUGACCCUGGCUUUGCAAGCGUCGUUGCGGAAGAGCGCAAGCGCUUUCCUGCAGAUGCGCCCAAGGACACGCGUUUCGGCGUCGUGCUCGUCGGUGGCUACAAUUUCGGUACGGGCUCCUCGCGCGAACAGGCGGCGACGGCGCUGAAAUAUGCGGGCGUGCCUGUUGUGCUUGCGGGCUCGUUCAGCGACGUGUUUAAGCGCAAUGCUAUCAACAACGGACUUAUCUGUCUGCAGUGUGCUGAACUGGUCGAGGACCUCACAAAGGAGUAUGGGCGCGACGGCGCGCGUGGAAACGGAGGCAAACGCCCCGGCGAGCUUUGCGUGUUGCUCGACGGUGCCGACUUGCGCCUCGAUUCGCGCACCGGAGUGGCGGAGCUUACGUAUCCCGAUGGCCGGCAAGCACGAUACACUACCGUACCUGCUGGUAUUGGCCGUUCUAUCCAAGAAAUCUAUGUCGCUGGCGGCAUGGAAAGCUGGGUGCGAGCGCGUUUGUAG